GACGGGGGAAGGUCUCGGCGCGUCGCGGCGCAUUUCAACUCGUAUCCUCGUUGUUCCGUAUGAGUUUUUGACGCGAGCGAUUGUUUCGAAAGUGUCGGGCAUUCGUGCCGGCAUCCGUCGUGUCGGAUGCAUGGUGCGAAGUCAUGUCGCGUUCGAUCGUGUUUCGCAUCUUCUCCGUUGCCUGAUAUCCCGAGUUUCCAACCCACGUGAACGUCAGAAAGAUUUCGAGAGUUUCGAAAUUGAAGGAUCGCGCGUUCGUGUCAAGUGUGAAUCAAGACGAAUCGUCGUGAGGAGGAUCACCGAGAGAUGACGCCGUGAUAGCUUUUUUUUCUAUUGCCUUAUCACAUCUGAACCUGAACGAGCACUGUUGACCACUGUUGACGUUUACAACAGUUUAUUAGCAUGAGUCAGGUGUUAGGCUUUAAACGACCAAGUCAGUGGUCGUGACGAUAGUAAAUAUCGUUAGUGUGUGAUUCGAUUUUGAAUUUCGUCAUGAGCAGCUGUCGGCUGGAGCCCUGUAUCCAGCUUCCUCUCUCAGAGGAGCUGUUGAAAGACAGUGUGGAUAAAGCGAAGGACUGGACACUUAUGCAUGGAAUAUCCAUGCGGUCUAAAAAAAACUUCAACAAAGACCAGGUACAAGUGCUGCCUGUUACACUGUUACCAUCGAGCUUCCCUAGAAAAUCCUUUCUAGCUGUAAAAAAUGUACAGACUUUAUUGAACGAACUUAUUCAUAAGGUUGCUCAUGAUAAAGAAUUUCUCGCCAGCAGCUUAAAAAGCACAAUACAAGCUGAUCCAUUUACCGCAAAGCUGUUCCACAUAUAUGAGACAGUAUACAAAAAAGGCUUUAGCCAGAGUAUAAGUCUCGGACUGUUGAGAUCGGAUUAUUUAUUGCAUAACGAUGAUUGUAAGAUAAAGCAAGUUGAAAUAAACACGAUAGCAUCCAGUUUUGCUGCUUUAUCUACUAUUACAUCUGAAUAUCAUAAGUACAUAUUAGAAGAAUUGGGAUAUAGAAAGGAAGCAUGUGAACAAAUUCCAGGAAACAAUGCUCUUAAUGGAUUUUGCAAAGGAUUAAUACUUGCAUGGGAAUUGUACAAUAAUCCAGAGGCUAUUAUAUUAUUUAUUGUUGAAGAUGUGACUUAUAAUAUAAGCGAUCAAAGGUUUCAUGAGUUCCAAAUUCGUCAAUUAUGUCCAAAAAUUAAGAUUAUUAGAAAAAGUUUAACUAGUUUAGCAUUGGAAGGAAUAAAAUUGGGACCAAAUAAAGAAUUAAUUGUUUCAAAUAUGGUAGUGGCUGUUGUUUACUAUCGUUCUGGUUACGAACUUGAAGCUUAUCCUACAGAAAAGGAAUGGGACAUUAGAUUGCUGAUAGAAUGUUCGCUUGCAAUAAAAUGUCCAUCAGUACAGUAUCAUUUAGCAGGUACUAAGAAAGUACAACAAUCUUUAGCUCAGCCUAGUGUAUUGAAAAAGUUUCUAAAAGAUGAUGUAUCUGUUUCUAAAGUGCAAGAAAUAUUUACUGGUCUAUAUACGUUAGAUUUUAAUAAUGAUGGAGAAAAAGCAGUAAAAAUGGGUAUAAAUGAACCAAACAAGUUUGUUCUUAAACCACAAAGAGAAGGAGGAGGGAAUAACGUGUAUAAUGAGGAUAUAAGAACGUGGUUGAAUACGAUGAAGGAAUCGCAAGAGAGAACGGCGUGGAUUCUCAUGGAUCGCAUUUAUCCUCCUUUACAAAAAAACUAUUUGGUGCGUGCUAUUGAAGAGUCGUCAUUGGAAGAUAGCAUUAAUCUAUCAGAUGUUAUAACAGAACUUGGUAUAUACGGUGUGAUAGUGGGGGAUAGCAAUGCUAUAAUACUAAAUGAACAAGUUGGACAUAUUCUAAGAACCAAAUCAGCGAGUGAAGAUGAAGGAGGAAUAGUAGCAGGUAUUGGUGCCCUUGAUAGUCCGUACUUAAUUGAUUGAAAUAAAAUAUCUGUAAGAGAAUAAUUACAAUUAAACAUAAUAAUCUGUGAAUAUACACUAUCUAUUAUUUUCUCUUGCUACAUAAUUAAUUUUUAUUAUAUUUCUUGCACUUUUUAUUGUAUAUAUGAUACAUGUGAAUAUGAAUUACUGGAAAUUGGACGCUAUGAAAUAUAUGAACGGAUAUUGUUACCAACAUUUGAUAUUGCACCUAAGUUUUUAAGUAAUUUUUAGUUGUUUAGAUUUUGUUAUAAUUGAACUAAAAUUAAAGUAUUUUACCAAUAAAAUCUUAAAGACACAAUUUUUAUUAAUCGUAAAAUAAUAAUAGGCAUCACAAUGCAAAUACUAUAUACAAUAAA
Molecule: messenger RNA, 2306 nt
Organism: Solenopsis invicta (red fire ant)
Lineage: Eukaryota; Metazoa; Arthropoda; Insecta; Hymenoptera; Formicidae
Product: glutathione synthetase
Exons: 11
Coding region: 493-1950 (485 amino acids)
Biological process (GO): glutathione biosynthetic process
Cellular component (GO): cytosol
Molecular function (GO): glutathione synthase activity; glutathione binding; ATP binding
Source: RefSeq, a predicted model, not a curated record